Molecule: messenger RNA, 865 nt
Organism: Odobenus rosmarus divergens (Pacific walrus)
Lineage: Eukaryota; Metazoa; Chordata; Mammalia; Carnivora; Odobenidae
Gene: CIMAP1B
Product: outer dense fiber of sperm tails 3B
Exons: 6
Coding region: 33-794 (253 amino acids)
Cellular component (GO): cytoskeleton
Source: RefSeq, a predicted model, not a curated record
CAGGCCGUAAGCGCACCCCACCCUUGCGCGCUAUGGGCUCGGACAUCUGGGUCGGCCCUUGGCGGCCCCACCGGCCCCGCGGCCCCAUCGCAGCGCUCUACAGAGGCCCAGGGCCCAAAUACAAGCUGCCACCGAACACCGGCUACAUUCUGCACGACCCGUCGCGGCCCCGCGCCCCGGCCUUCUCCUUCGGCGCGCGCCUCCCCACGCAGCAGACUUCUUGCGGCCCGGGGCCCGGCCACCUGGUUCCUGCUCGCAUGACCGUGCGCGGCCCCGACGGCACCCCCGCCUACUCCAUCUACGGCCGCCCCCGCCACGCAGCGCCCCUCCUCACUCCCGGACCCGGCAGGUACUUCCCUGAGCGAGCUGGGAACGCGACGUACCCCUCUGCGCCUCGGCAUACCAUCGCUCCCCGAAACUGGGGCAUCCCUGCGGAGCAGCAGACCCCAGGCCCUGGGACCUACAAUGUGCCCUCGCUCUUGGGUCCGCGCGUCAUCGGUAAAGUCUCGGCCCCAACUUACUCCAUCUAUGGCCGCAGCGCAGUGGGCAGCUUCUUCGAGGACCUCAGCAAGACCCCGGGCCCCUGCGCCUACCACGUGGUGAACACUGGGAUCUACAAGUCUCGGGCCCCCCAGUUCUCGAUGCUGGCGCGGACUUCACUCCCCCAAGACAACACCCUGAAUCCGGGACCCGCAGCCUACAACGUGGACCAGCACCGGAAGCCUCGCGGCUGGAGCUUCGGGAUCCGGCACUCGGACUACCUGGCCCGGGUCCUGACCAAUGCAGAUGAUUGACCGGCGGGGAGGGCGCAGCCCCACAGACGUUUGCUUAAAGCUUCCCGAGCCAGCAGCGUGUCCAUCCCUCU